AUGCUUUUUCUCUUCACUGCUUGCUGCAUCUUCGUUUUCCUUUGCCUUCUUGCUGCUGUCAUCGUUUGCUGGUGCUUUGCUGACCGCUGGGUUGGAGGCCUCGUCACGGCUAUUGCAGCAGUGGUUGCAGCGGGUUUGCUGCUGCUGGCUUCAGUGUUUGUGCCUCGGCUGAUGCUGGCUGAGGCCUCGCGAAGAGCAGCAGCAGCAUUUAAAGAGUUUCAGCCAAAUUUAAUUAUUGCCAACUCCAUUGGCUGCUCCAUUCUCUUCAACUUGAAGGUUCCCAAGACGCCCCUCCUGCUGCUGUCGCCCUCCUGCGCAGCCUUCAGGCCUGCUGCAGCAGCAGCAGCAAAAGUGUCGCUUCGCAGGUGGCCAUACACUCUAGUUGUGCUGCAGGCGCAGCAGCAGCAGCAGCAGCAGCAAAGCAAAUUCGAUGAAGCCCUCAAACUCAUUCAAACUGCGCAGCCAGGCAGCAGCAGACUUGAAAUUCUCGAGAGCGACAGUGCCUCUUUCAAAAGGAUAGCCAGCGACGACCUCAGGGCUUGGGUGGAGGAGGUGUGGGAGAGGGGGAGGCAGCAAGUGCUGCAGCAGGCGCAGCAGCAAGAAGCAAAAGUGGAUCUGUCUCUUUUUGUCGAGCCUACGAGCAGCAGCAGCAGCAGUGCAAAGAACACCGCGCAGCAGCAGCAGUAG
This is a messenger RNA of Eimeria necatrix, 687 nucleotides long. RefSeq lists its product as hypothetical. The record is from RefSeq and is a predicted model, not a curated record. NCBI's taxonomy places the organism in Eukaryota, Apicomplexa, Conoidasida, Eucoccidiorida, Eimeriidae. The transcript has 6 exons. The coding region runs from base 1 to 687 and encodes 228 amino acids.